AUGUCCUCAGUCGGAUUCUUGGGUGGAUUGGAUAUUGAACCAUUUCGUGAUACAAUAUGUCCCGGUCCUGAUAAAGAGUGCCAUAUCAGGAUCGACAAGCAGAACCUCUACGACUUCUUGUCCGAGACUAAUAUCGGCCUAAAGACUAUCCCGGACGAAAUAGUAUUCGGCUUUGAAGAUUCCCAGGCUGCGUUCGAUUACCUGAAUCGGCCAAGCACAUGGGCAAAGAUGUGGUCAAAUUAUGGUUUUGAGGGCCACAACAAUCUACCAGUAUUCGCUCAUUCCCACUCUGGGGCAUUGGGAAUUCGUUAA
Penicillium samsonianum is the source of this 312-nucleotide messenger RNA. RefSeq lists its product as uncharacterized. Bases 1 to 312 code for a protein of 103 amino acids. Lineage: Eukaryota; Fungi; Ascomycota; Eurotiomycetes; Eurotiales; Aspergillaceae. The transcript is spliced from 2 exons. The record is from RefSeq and is a predicted model, not a curated record.